Mastomys coucha (southern multimammate mouse) is the source of this 1526-nucleotide messenger RNA. RefSeq names its product zinc finger protein 627 (gene Znf627). Gene Ontology annotation, cellular component: nucleus. Gene Ontology annotation, molecular function: RNA polymerase II transcription regulatory region sequence-specific DNA binding; DNA-binding transcription factor activity, RNA polymerase II-specific. Gene Ontology annotation, biological process: regulation of transcription by RNA polymerase II. The record is from RefSeq and is a predicted model, not a curated record. Bases 200 to 1336 code for a protein of 378 amino acids. The transcript has 4 exons. Lineage: Eukaryota; Metazoa; Chordata; Mammalia; Rodentia; Muridae.
UAACUGUCCAAUGAGACGCGCCGCUAGCCGGGGCGGGACGCCGCCACGCAAAGCCACCAAAGAGACUGAGACCCACUCAGGAGGCUCGGGCGGUCGGGUCCGUUGUCACUCCGGCUCUCUGCCUCCGCCCGGGUCCUGCAGUGCCCUCAGGGAACCGAGAACCGGGAGGGGGCAUCCCUAGGACCUCCGGGAGAACGUGAUGGACUUAGUGGCCUUCGAGGAUGUGACUGUGAACUUCACCCAGGAGGAGUGGGCGCUGCUGGACACGUCCCAGAGGAACCUCUACAGAGAAGUAGUUAGGGAAAUCUUUACGAACUUGGCCUCUGCGGGAGAAAGGUGGGACCAGGCUAUUGAAGACUGGUACAGAAAUGAGGGCAGAGUCCUAAGCAGCCAUAUUGCGGAGAGACUUAGUGACAGCAAACAAGGUAGCCAUUGUGGAGAAGCCAUCAGCCAAAUUCUUGACCAUGAUGUGAAAAAGAAAAGCUCUCCUGGAGUAAGUCUCUAUGAAUGUAGUGAGUGUGGACUAGCCUUCAUGCCUUGUUCAUCAGGGAAGCCCAGCAGUGCCCACGAGGGACAGGAAGUACGUGACUGCAAAUGCAAGCGAUGUGAGACGGCCUUUUGUAAUUACUCUUUCCAAGUCAAUGGCAGGUCUCACCAUGAAGACAAAGCCUACGGGUGUCUGGAACACGAGAAAGACUUCUUUUCUUUGACUAGCCUUGGUGACUUCAUUAUAGCUCGUACUGAAGGUGGACCCCAUAAAUGUAAUGUGUGUGGAAAAGGUUUGCAUUAUCCCAGCUCACUUAGAAUCCAUGAAAGAAUCCACACAGGAGAGAAGCCCUAUCGGUGUGAACAGUGUGGGAAGGCCUUCAGUUGUUGGGGCUCAGUUCGAAGACAUCAAAGGACCCACACUGGUGAGAAACCCUACCACUGUAAGGAGUGUGGGAAAGCCUUCAGUUCUCUCUCAGGCCUUAAAGGACACAUGAUAAGACACACUGGGGGUGGCCCUUACAAGUGUAAGGAGUGUGGAAAAGUCUUUAACUCACCCAGUGCACUUAGUAAACACGAGAGAACUCACACAGGGGAGAGACCUUUUCUGUGUAAAUACUGUGGGAAAGCGUUCAUUUGCUCCACCUCAGUCCACAAACACGAGAGGACUCACACUGGAGAAAAACCCUAUGAAUGUAAGCGCUGUGGGAAGGCCUUCAUUUCUAAUUCAGGCCUCCAAGGACACAUGAUCAGGCACACCGGGGUUGGGCCUUACAAAUGUAAGUUCUGUGGGAAAGCCUUUGGCUCUCCCAGUGCGGUUCUAAGGCAUGAAAGUGCUCACGUUGUAUAGGAAAAGCCUUCACUUUGAGAACACUUAAGGUCCUGAGAAAAAUCUUUUACUAUCCUAGUACAGGUACAGAAAAUGAUUACUGGAGGGAAACUCAUGUUUAGAGAAUAUGGAUAAGCCAUGGACUGUCAGAUUUUAUGUGGAAGCAUGAAGAGGCUGAAGAAAAACCUUAUAAAUGAAAGAAUAAAACCUG